AACUGCAUCUUUAAUAUGGUCUUGGUACAGGUUUGUGAGAUUUCGAUAAAAGCUAAGAAAUGGAAGAUGUACUUACCGAGAAUCCUCCACCUUCAAGAUUCUUCCAAGAAGAUCUUAACAACUUUGUUCCGCCACCUGAAUCCCUUCCAUCUCCUUUCAUCAUAUUCUCAAAUCCGAAACCCGAACUUCCUCUCCGACCAUCUCUGCUCAUCAUAGCCAUAUCUUCACCUUCCCUCUAUAUUUUCCAUAAUUUACCUUCAAAGACUCUCCUUGGAAGUCUCAUCAUGCCUGAAGUCCCGUUUUCUGGAAACACCAUGGAACCUUCGUUAGAAGACAAAUCCUGCAACAUAUAUUCCUUGAGUAGUACUGAUGACAAAAAUUCGAUCCUCCUCGUCUCUGUUCAGCUUCCUGUAUCUCCUGAACGGUCUAACCUAGUCUCAAGAUUGCUCAUUGGCCAAGACAUUAUCCCCGAGCGGGUUAUAAUCUUGGAUUCCAUUCAGAGCCGUAACUUCAGAGGUAGACUCUCACCAGACGAAACAUUGGCAGCCAAACUCGAGACAUCUGCUGAGAAGAAAGCAACAACUCACACCGGUUUAGUGAAUCUGGAUUACUUCCCAUCAGGGAGUGUAAUCGACGGUCUGAGUGCUUCACUUUUGAGCCGGUGCCAGCUAAAGAACAUAAGAGGAACAUUGGUGAUCUCAUGGCCUGAGUUUGGUCCUUCCGUGAUAAGAUUUGUCGGAGCUCUGCUGAAGAAAAUUGUCCCGAGUUUGAAUGUUGCUAGUGUGAACAAAGAUCUGGAGAAGAAUUCUUCAAGAACUGAUGAGAGCUGGUGUAAUAAGCCAAACUUUGCUCUAAAGACGAUGAGGUUGGAGUGGCCUUCAACUUGUCUAGUCGGAGAAGAAGUAUACCAUAAUAGUUAUGAACACAAAGUGAAUUUGGUGGUAUUUUCUACAAGUUUGGAUGGUCUUUUCUUAAUCUAUGGCGGCAAGAACUUGAAUAGACCAAUAAUGGUGAUAAACCCAGCCAAUAGAUGGUCUCAAACGCUCCCUCUUGCUAGGAUUCAACUAGAGCAUUGUUUAGACAAUAACAAGACAGAGUUCUCUCCACCAGGAUUUGGAAAAGAUUGCGUUACUGGAAUAUACAAACUAGUCUUGUUACAUAACAUUAACAACACUUCAUCAUGCGAGGUUUUCGAUUUCGGUGCUAAGCAAUGGAGGCAGGUGGUUCCACCUCCUCCUCCUAAUCAUCGAAUAAAGCAUGAGCACGCAUCAACUUUUGCAAACGGAUGGCUUUAUUGGUUCAGCCAAGAUAAGACCAUGUUGGUUGCCUUUGAUCUUCACAUGGAGAUAUUUAGAGUAGUUCCAAAUCCAAUUAUCCAGGCUUCAUCAUCAUCAUCAUCUGUUGAGAUGAGUAUGAGAAGCGUAGAUGAUGACCGUUGUCUUGUGUGGAUUUCAGAGAUAAAUGGAGAUGGUAUGCAACACGUUUGGAGGCUCACUAACCACAACACAGGAGGGGCAUUAUUGAAAAUGGGCAAGAUGUUUUCCUUUGACUUGAACAAGGUUACUUCCACUUGGUUUGAUGAUACUAAUGAUCCUUCUUCACUCCUCAGACUUGAGGCAAUUUCCAAGAAUGGUGGUAACAAGAGCCGUAACUUCAGAGGUAGACUCUCACCAGACGAAACAUUGGCAGCUAAACUCGAGACAUCUGCUGAGAAGAAAGCAACAAGUCACUUGGUGAAUCUGGAUUACUUCCCAUCAGGGAGUGUAAUCGACGGUCUGAGUGCUUCACUUUUGAGCCGGUGUCAGCUAAAGAACAUAAGAGGAACAUUGGUGAUCUCAUGGCCUGAGUUUGGUCCUUCUGUGAUAAGAUUUGUCGGAGCUCUGCUGAAGAAAAUUGUCCCGAGUUUAGAUGUUGAUAGUGUGAACAAAGAUCUGGAGAAGAAUUCUUCAAGAACUGGUCUUAAAAAGGAUACUUGGCUCGAAUCUGAUCUAUAUACAUGAUUCAGAGAGUCAUAGAAGCUUCUCGAAAAGUUGUUUCAUGUGUCUAUGCUUAGUUGGACUUGGACAAAACAGAGACCAUAGAUCUUUUAAGUUCUUUUCUAACACAUUCUUGCAUUACCAAACACAUGAAACUAGAUAUACUCAUUCUCUCAUUUUGUUUUGCAAGUGUUGCUGUUUGAAGUAAUGGGAAUCUGAAGGUUAUCUUUGGCUCUUAUUACACGACAGGUUAGACCAUCUUUUCCUUUGUCUUGUACAUUACUGUGUUUGCUAUGUGAUUGGUAAUAGAUAUUUUACUUUGAUUAAUCGUUUUAAAUAUGGUUAUAUGUGUUUGACAUAUGCUUUGAUAUGGUCUGAGAUUAGUUUAUCUGCAUAAAAUUUGUGUUUGAUUUAUUCAUUAGUCUGAAUAUUAAGUGAUCCUGUGAUGUGUGAAGACUCUUUCAUUAAAUCUGAAUAAGUUUU
Molecule: messenger RNA, 2459 nt
Organism: Arabidopsis arenosa
Lineage: Eukaryota; Viridiplantae; Streptophyta; Magnoliopsida; Brassicales; Brassicaceae
Source: the annotation of a GenBank genome assembly